AUGGGAAGCCUGACCUGCCAUGCCUCUCUCGGGGCCCAGACUCUAAGUGGUGGAGCCUCGGGGUCCGGACCUGGAUCACUAAUGAAACGAUUCUCGAUUCUCGUCCUUGGAGGAGGCGGGGGCUUUGAAGUGAACGGAGAGUGGAGAGGGGCGCCUCCCGCUGACCGCCUUGUGUUCCUCAGGUGCACGCCUGCUCCCUCGGUGGCGCAGGGCCCAGGCCUGGGGGCGGCCAUGGCCCCCGGCCACCUGUCGGUGAGGGAGAUGAGGGAGGACGAGAAGCCUCUGGUGCUGGAGAUGCUGAAGGCUGGCGUGAAGGACACGGAAAACCGCGUGGCCCUACAUGCCCUGACACGGCCCCCAGCUCUGCUCCUCCUGGCAGCAGCCAGCAGCGGUCUGCGCUUCGUGCUGGCCUCCUUCGCACUGGCCCUCCUCCUGCCUGUGUUCCUGGCCGUGGCCGCGGUGAAGCUGGGCCUCAGGGCCCGGUGGGGCUCACUGCCCCCGCCGGGCGGCCUGGGGGGCCCCUGGGUGGCUGUGCGUGGCUCAGGCGAUGUGUGCGGUGUCCUGGCGCUAGCACCUGGCACAAACGCAGGGGAUGGGGCCCGGGUCACCCGCCUCUCCGUUUCCCGCUGGCACCGCCGCCGUGGCGUGGGCAGAAGGCUGCUGGCCUUCGCCGAGGCCCGAGCCCGUGCCUGGGCAGGGGGCAUGGGUGAGCCUCGGGCCCGUCUUGUGGUCCCAGUGGCUGUGGCUGCCUGGGGGGUGGCAGGGAUGUUGGAGGGUUGUGGGUACCAGGCCGAGGGAGGCUGGGGCUGCAUGGGCUACAUGCUGGUGCGGGAGUUCAGCAAAGAACUGUGACUCCCCUGCCCAAAGCGAUCUGGGUCUGGGUGGGAAACCAGCAUUUAGUGAGCAUCUGCUGUGCGCCAGGCAUGUUCACUCUACUCUGUCCACUGCCCAGUGUGGGUAGUGUUUGGACUUUGGUAGUGUGUGAACGUCUCAGAGUAGAAUCUCUCUUCCCCCUCCUGGCUCUCUCUCGGGGGACCACCAAAGGUCAGACUGUCCAACCCUCUGCCUCAGAUCCAGUCUGCACUGAGAAAUCCACCCCCGCCACCAUCUGUGCUA
Trichechus manatus latirostris (Florida manatee) is the source of this 1116-nucleotide messenger RNA. It is a transcript of the gene NAT14, whose product is annotated as N-acetyltransferase 14 (putative). Gene Ontology annotation, molecular function: N-acetyltransferase activity. The record is from RefSeq and is a predicted model, not a curated record. Lineage: Eukaryota; Metazoa; Chordata; Mammalia; Sirenia; Trichechidae.